Messenger RNA from Sparassis crispa, 1395 nucleotides. RefSeq lists its product as hypothetical. The record is from RefSeq and is a predicted model, not a curated record. Lineage: Eukaryota; Fungi; Basidiomycota; Agaricomycetes; Polyporales; Sparassidaceae. The transcript is spliced from 3 exons. Bases 1 to 1395 code for a protein of 464 amino acids.
AUGGCGCCUACAGCUGGCCGCAGUCGCCUUGUUUCCCCACCACCACCCCCUGCACAACGAUCAUCUCGUCCGCCUGUACCUCCUGUCCCACGGCACCUCGCUGGCCAAGGUUCCUUCCCGGCUCACCUGAGCAGGCGGCACCAUGGUGGACUUCCUCCAGUUAUUGCUGCAAAUCCUGAGCCCUUGCCUUUUGAAUCCCUCUUUGACCAUCUCCCUCAUCGACACCAUACACCUCCCGUUCACGCUCCACCUGCUGCUGCACGUUCGCACCACCAACCCGUCAUGGGCCUCGGCGGGGCGCUCAUUGCUUUGAACCGAGAUGCUGUCGCCGAGGCGAAUAGUCAGGAGGAGCGACGGAGAGCUAUGCCGGAACGGGAGGAGCCUCCUCGAAGCCCGUCACAGGGCCGGGCUCGGCGGACGCGUGCGCCAUGGGCAGACAACACAAUUAUACCUUACGAUGACUUUCUGCCUGUGCAGAGUAUAGACGAUGGAUUCUUCGACUGGGCCGGAGCAGACUACCCAUUGCGUAGUGGGCGCACCGGUGGUCUUGACGAACCCAAGUAUUACAAGCCUACCUACACGCACCCCGACAAGCCAAUGCCUGGAUUUACGUUUGACUUUGCGCCUGCCGAGAUGCUGUCCUCAUCUGGUGCAUCUUCACCGACAGUGAUUGUUCUUGACGAUGACGAAGCAGUAUCCAGUUCAGGUGCAACCACAGGCAGUGCAAGCACGAGCUCAAGCACGACUGCUGUCGAGACAACACUCGUCUGCGCCCAGUGUCUUGACCCACUCGUUCGCGGUGCGUUAACCGAGGACCAGAGAAAGAUGGGACGGAUAUGGGUAUUGCGGUGUGGCCACAUUGUGGAUGGCAAAUGCAUCGAGGAGCUGAUGCACCCUGCCACCCAAGAACUCGUCGGGGAGGAGGUAGAGAGUAAAGGCAAGGCCAAAGCGGAACCCGAAGAUGCUGCGCCGAUGGAACCGUUGGUUCAGGAUAGGAAGGGUAAAGGCAAAGCUACCGGGAUAUCGGACCUAUCGUCGAUGCCGGCGGUGCCCGAGCUCGAAGUUGCGGAAAAUUCAAUACGCUCGCGCUUGCGAUCGCGUCGCCCACCAGCGUCGUUGAAAGUCGGUACUACUGGCGCUGCUUCGGAAUCAGCUCGUCAUCCACCGGGACGAUUGGCGCGUAUACUUCCACGUCGUCGUCAGCACCCUGCAACUCCCGCGCACGCGAAGGGGAAAGGCAAGGGCAGGGCUCGUCGGGCACAUAAGCCUGCUAUUGAGGCUGAGCAUUCGUGGGUGUGCCCUGUGGCGGGUUGUGGGCACGUGCAUGUGAGCAUUUGCGUCGAUGGUGUAUGGAAGAUGGACGAAGAGCGAGGGGCGAUAGCUGCCUUCGUUUAG